This is a messenger RNA of Vigna umbellata (rice bean), 2433 nucleotides long. RefSeq names its product putative hexosyltransferase MUCI70. The record is from RefSeq and is a predicted model, not a curated record. Lineage: Eukaryota; Viridiplantae; Streptophyta; Magnoliopsida; Fabales; Fabaceae.
CUCAAUUCACGCUAUGCGUCAAUCCAUCUCCAAUCCUCUUCUCGCUCCCUAAUCACAUUCCAUAAUUUCACAUUUCCACUUCCGAUCUCCGAUUCCACCUCGCCACCGCCACAACGCCGGCGGCGCUCCCGACGUCGUCGCUUCCACCAUUCGCCGUCGUACCCGACCCUCCUUCGAUCAGUGGCCGUUUCUGACACCCCACACGCGUCCUGGCAAAUGCAGCUCCCCGAACGAAUCGCGAACCCUGGAACGGGUGGGAUACAACGUGAUGUGAAGAGAUUAAGGUUGUUGGCACUUCGCGGGUGUUUUCACUAUUUUUAAUCAUUAUCAAUUGCUGAUUACUAUUGUUGGUGUUAAAUAAUUUGAUAUUGUUGAGGAAAAGGGUUGGGGGAAUUGGAAAAUAGUGGUAGAGAGAGGAGAGUUGUGGAAGGUGAUGGUAUUGAAGGGAGAAGAACGAUGACUGGGGUGUCAUUGGGUGUGCGCACGGGGAGCUAUGGUUCGCUGCAAAACGGCAACGUUUCUGUGGCCACGCUUGUGCGUAGACCUUCAAAGACGCUCCUCUACAACCCCAGAGAGAAAGAGAGGGGUUUCUUUUUUAUUUGCCGGCGCCUUGGGCGAGUCAGGGUCGCAAUGCUCUUCAUGUUUGCCCUUGGCCUUUGUGUUUUCCUUUUUGGCUGUUUCACUGUUUACAGAGGUGGAAGCAUCACGAGUGAAAUUGAAGAUACGAGAUCUUAUGCCGUUACUAGGUAUGGAAUUUUAAGACCUAGAGGAGUUGUAGAAGAUAAGUCCCAGGAUAGUAAUUCUUCUAGAGUGUUCUCAUCGACAAGUAGAUAUAGAAGCACAUCAAGGCCACCUUCUGCUCCUUCUUCAUUGUCCUUGUCCAAGUCUAAAGGCAAAAGGGCAAAAUUCCCUACUUGGAGACAUCGUUGUGACCAUUUUGCAUUUCCGCCUCCACCAGUUGAUAGAAGACGAACUGGACCACGCCCAUGCCCUGUGUGUUAUAUUCCAGUGAAGCAAGCUAUAGCUAGUAUGCCAAGUUCCCCAUCAAAAUCUCCUAUACUUCGUAGUUUGACAUAUGUGCAUGAUGAAAAUUCAAUUAAUAGUGACCGACAUGGUGGCUCUGAUUUUGGUGGAUACCCUUCUCUGGAAGAAAGGAAUGCUGCUUUUGAUAUAAAAGAGACCAUGACAGUGCACUGCGGAUUUGUCAAAGGAAGCAGACCUGGUCGUGGGACUGGAUUUGAUUUUGACGAGGCUGAUCUCUUAGAGUUGGAUAAGUACCAUGAUGUCAUUGUUGCAUCUGCCAUAUUCGGAAACUAUGAUGUUAUACAGCAGCCCAGGAACAUCAGUUCAGAAGCAAAGAGAAACAUUCCUUUCUAUAUGUUCAUUGAUGAAGAAACAGAAAUGUUUAUGAAGAAUGCCAGCAUUUUGAGUAGCAGCAGGAGAGUUGGAUUAUGGAGAAUCAUUGUCGUCCAUAAUAUUCCUUACGCUGAUUCUCGGCGUAACGGAAAGGUUCCAAAACUUCUUUUACACAGGAUCUUCCCUAAUGCCCGAUAUUCUAUAUGGAUUGACGGGAAGCUUGAGCUCGUCGUGGACCCAUAUCAGGUUAUUGAGAGGUUCUUGUGGCGCCCAAAUGCUACUUUUGCGAUUUCAAGACACUAUAGACGCUUUGAUGUAUUUGUUGAAGCUGAGGCUAAUAAAGCUGCUGGAAAAUAUGAAAAUGCUUCCAUUGAUAACCAAAUUCGAUUUUAUAAAUUAUACGAUGGCUUAACUCAUUAUUCCAGAGACAAGCUUCCUAUAACUAGUGAUGUUCCUGAAGGGUGUGUUAUCAUAAGAGAGCACAUUCCAAUUACAAAUCUUUUUACUUGCUUAUGGUUCAACGAAGUUGAUCGCUUUACUUCCAGGGAUCAAUUAAGCUUUUCCACAGUAAGAGACAAAAUAAUGGCAAAAACUGGUUGGAGAAUUAACAUGUUUAUGGAUUGUGAAAGACGUAACUUUGUGAUACAGACUUACCAUAGAGACGUUUUGGAACACAUGCCUCCACCAGCUGUUGUAAUCCGGCGUCCUAGUCCAGCUGCUUAUUAUAACAAGUUUCAGAUGAGGAAUCAUCCUAGACGUUGGAGAGGAGAAAGGAGAUCAGGUCCAAAGCAUCAUCAUAGAGUAUUCAGCAAUGUUUUGAACCACUUUUUGGUUUAGUGUUAUCUUCUUCCACGAGGCUUUUUGUUUUCUUUUUAUUAAGUGUAAAUGCAUGCAUUCUUUGUUGCAAAUUUAUACUUCAAAGAGCUCACAACAAUUUUGAAGCUGUUGCUUAAUGAAUUGUAAAUAUCUUUGAAAGAUCUUUACCCCCUUUUUCCAAAAGGAAAAAGAAAAAAAAAGGGGGGGUUCUCAAUAGUGCAUUUUGCACACUUAAUUAUCACUAAUUUUUUCUCUGCCCUA